This is a messenger RNA of Daphnia magna, 638 nucleotides long. Its product is annotated as retinol dehydrogenase 12. The transcript has 5 exons. The coding region runs from base 25 to 603 and encodes 192 amino acids. Lineage: Eukaryota; Metazoa; Arthropoda; Branchiopoda; Diplostraca; Daphniidae. The record is from RefSeq and is a predicted model, not a curated record.
GCUGGAGUGUCUAUCCCACCAAAAAUGGGGAUAAAAACUGUUGAAGGCUAUGAAAUUAAUUUUGGAGUGAACCAUCUUGGUCACUUCCUAUUAACAAAUCUAUUGGUGGACAGGUUAAUAGCUUCAGCUCCAAGCAGGAUUGUAAUUGUAUCAUCAAAACUACAUGAACAAGGAUCAAUGGAUUGGGAAGGUUUUGAGGGUACUAAAGAGUUUGAAGGAGGAAAACGGGGUCCUAAUGCCGCCUAUUGCAGCUCAAAAUUAGCCAACGUGUAUUUCGGAAUAAAGCUCGCUGAGAAACUCGAAAGUCGAGGAGUAAGUGUAUACACAGUGUGCCCAGGCUGGAAUUAUACUAAGCUUUUUCGUUAUUCCUCUGUUCUAUUUUAUUCGUGGAUUGCCAUUAUACCGAUUGCAUUUUGGUUCAUGAAACCUGCGAGGAUUGGAGUUCAAACUCUGAUUCACUGCGCAGUGUCCGAAGAUACGGAGAAUGAAACGGGACUUUUCUAUCGUGACUGUAAGGUUUAUCAAAGUCAAGCUAACUUAAAUACCAAGACGAUUAAUGAACUAUGGGAGUUAAGCUGUAAAUUAUGUAAAAUCGAAUGGUAGUAAGGCUCAGUUCAAUACACUUAUUAGUAAUGUGA